UGAGGUUUUGGCCUCUGUUUUGAGUUUGUACAUGAUUGACACAAACCUUCCAUUUCCGUCUGCCCAGGAAGUACUUUUGUGCUCUUCGUCAACUUUGGUGGAAGACGUAUGUUUGUUCUGGAGAAGAGCAAUGAAAGAUCCAGGACGAAGGCGUCUCUUCUGUCUUGCACAAGCCGAUUCGUUAAGUUACGAUGUAGCGAAAAAAUCUCUCGAAGAAUUCUAUCGUCUUGCACAAAGCCUGGAGGCAUCAGAGCAGGCUCGAUUUAGAAUAGUUGUAGUGUGUGCUGCAGAGAACGAAGAUAAGUCUUAUGUGGCCGAUGCGUUAGACGCUUACCGCAGGCCGGCAUUAUCUUGUUUUUCGCCGCAGAACCUGCAGAAGUACUUGCAAAUGAAGCUGCUGCAGUCAAAGCAAACUACACUUGCUAGUAGAAAGCAAGCCCCCACUCAAUCAGCGUUACAAUUGGAUUGUGAAGGAAGUUCAGUAAGAGUUGUUAGAUCUCACCGUGCGGGAGUCGGUAAGACUCUUUAUGUCACUAUGUUGACCGAUGCUUUGGUUAUGCACAGUAGGGCACGACAUCGGAUGAGACAGCAAGAGAGUUUGUAUGUCAUCGUUCCUCUACACGACAAGCAGGUACACGUCGACUCGAUUGUGAAGAUUCUGACGUCUUACUCACCUUCUCCAGAACCAGAAAAGCAAUCACCUCGUGUUAUUCAUAUAGACGUGUCGUCUUCAGUGAUUCGAGGCUUAGAUGAAAUGUUGUUCAAUCUGAUCGUUUUAGGAGAGCUAGCUGACAAGGACGGUUACGUUUGGCGGCGUUCUUCGAUAGAUAUGUACUUUAUUGAAAUAACAACAACAGGACGACAGCAUGGUUUGGAAUUAAAUGCAAGGGCCACCACCGCCAACCCUGUGCAAACUCUUAGUACCUCCCUGCUCGACUGCUUACCAACGAUAAAAUGCGUGUCGCCUCUAGAAAGCCUUGCGAUGCUAUCCGGUAACAAAAUGUCUGCAGUCAACAGCAGAAUGCUUGAUCGAGAGCUUCGUGAUUGUGAUUUUCAACGGGCGUGUGAGUAUCUCAAAAAGUUUACCACUGGAGCGUCUCUUGACUUGUUUCAAUUUCGAGAAGGUGAAGGUAGCGUGAUGCACAAUCUUCAAUCGAGCUUACAGAUACUCUUAAAUACUUGCGGCGUGCAAGACCCUUCUUGGGCCGAAAUUAGGCAUUUUGUCAGUUUCUUGAGUAGUCAAUUGCGUGAUAGUGAACGAAACGAUUUCUGUCAGCCAUACUGUUCCGAGGAUCUUCCAGGUUUUAAAGCGUUUGUUUUGAAGUUCCUAAUUCGAAUGUCAACAGACUUUGCUACACCAUCUCUUGACAUUGAAAGAUCUCAAGAAAGCGGGAAUGUUGAUAGCUUUGAGAGAUAUCAAUUAAGAAGACGUUGGGAACACUCUGAUCACCCAUACCUAUUCUUCAACGAAGAUCGUCAUACGAUUACAUUCGUUAGCGUACAGAUUACGAGAGAGGGUAAACUUUCUGAUCCACGGACAGGCAGGAUUCUCGAUGCCAACAUGAUGUCACCUACUCUUAGUACCGCUCUUUACACUCAGGGAUUUCGUCUUCAAGAGAAUUACGAGGACUGGAACAAAUCUCGUAAAAUUGUAGAGCUUUGCCGGGUGAUGGGUGUCGAGGGAGGAAGAGACAGUGACCCGAACUAUGAGCUGACGAUGGACAACAUGAAAAAGAUGCUAGCAAUACAAAUGCGAUUUCGCUGUGGUAUUCCGGUGAUCAUUAUGGGAGAAACCGGAUGUGGAAAAACUCAGCUGAUUAGAUAUAUGUGUUCACUUCAGUUAGGCUGUACAAAAACAAAAAAUAUGCUUUUGAUGAAAGUACAUGGAGGCAUCACCAAACAUGACAUCGAAGAAAAGGUCAAAGAAGCUGAGUCACUAGCCCAGUCAAAUUAUUCUAAGGUGCAUUCGAAACACAAGAUACAAACAGUUUUGUUCUUUGAUGAAGCUAACACUACAGAUGCAAUAGGAUUGAUCAAAGAAAUCGUGUGUGACAAGCGACUCAUGGGAAGGAAGGUGCGAGGACUUGGCACCUCAUUGCAAGUCAUUGCAGCUUGUAAUCCAUAUCGCAAACACACGCUUGAAAUGAUUCAGCAUCUGGAAGAUGCUGGGUUAGGAUAUCAUGUUAACGCUGAUGACACAGACGACAAGAUGGGGACGAUACCAUUACGAAGAUUGGUCUAUCGAGUUCAUCCACUACCUGAUAGCAUGAAGGCUUUGGUGUGGGACUUUGGCCAGUUAGAUCCAAAUGUCGAAAAAGUCUACAUCAAACAGAUUGUCUCUAAAUACGUUGCUAACCAUCAACUAUUGCCAAACAGUCCCGCUUUCGUUAAGGUUUUCAUCGAUGUUCUUGCUGCUUGUCAGUCUUACAUGAGAAGCAAGAAGAACGAAUGUAGUUUUGUCAGUUUGCGAGAUAUUGAAAGAACAAUGACAGUAACAAUUUGGUUUUACAAUCUCCGUGAUUUGCUAGAUCCGCUGGUGUUGGCAAAGCACAAAGAGAGGUUGCCUCGAGGCCAUCGUCUUGCUUCGGUAGAUUCCUUGACCCGUUCUGUUAUUCUUGGAUUAGCCGUUUGUUAUCACGCCCGUUUGAAGGAUCGGCAACCAUUCAGAGACUUUAUUGCUCAAUACUUUAAACCUCCCUGCUCAUUGCCUGAUGGACCAAAACAGUUUCUUGCCGAAAUUACGUUUUGUCAGGAAGCAUUUCUUGAUGGUAUAAAGCUGGACCAACAAAUAGCCAAAAACACGGCUCUUUGCGAGAAUGUGUUUAUGAUGCUCGUUUGUAUAAACUUACGUAUUCCUCUAUUUUUGGUCGGGAAACCUGGCAGCUCCAAGUCUUUAGCAAAAGACAUCGUAAAAGAAGCAAUGAGCGGUCAAUCGUCUGAUUCCGACCUUUUGAAAGCGCUCAAACGAGUGAAUAUGGUUUCCUAUCAGUGUAGUCCUCUGUCAACAUCAGAAGGAAUUAUAGGCGUCUUUUCUCAAUGCCAGCAAUUUCAAAAGGACAAUGGCACCGAGCAUUACGUCGCGUGCGUAGUACUCGAUGAAGUAGGUCUAGCAGAGGACUCGCCUCGCCUACCGUUAAAAGCAUUGCAUCCUCUGUUAGACGAUGGAACGGCCGAAACCGAUAUUGUCGAUGAAGAACAAGAGCGAUCGAAUAGAGUGGCUUUCGUAGGCUUAUCGAACUGGGCUCUAGACCCCGCAAAGAUGAAUCGUGGCAUCUUGGUGAACAGGGAAGAGCCGGAUAUUGCAGAAUUAAUAGCAACGGCCAAAGGCAUUUGCAACUCGAAUUCAAAAGCUCUUGGAGUGAUGAUGUGUUAUCUCGAAGGAAUAGCAAACGCUUACAAAGAAAUAUACGAAAAACAGAAGCAAACACGUCGAGAAUUCUUCGGAUUGAGGGACUUUUACAGUCUGAUAAAGAUGCUUUUUUCUUUUUGUAAGUUAUCCAAUCGUGCUCCAUCCCAUUUGGAGGCAAAACAUGCUAUUAGAAGGAAUUUUGGAGGUCACGACAGGCUCGAUGUCAUCGAAAUAUUUGAUCGUUGCUGCAACUUUCAGUUCGCUACGAGACACAUUUCUUCGUUGCCAUUUCCUAUCGACAACACAACAAUGGGGCUAAUCCAAUCUGCACUCGAGAGAGGACGAGAAGAGAUGUUGGGUGAAAGUCGGUAUGUCAUGUUGCUGACGGAAAAUUACGCGGCUCUUAAUAUCAUUCGUCAGAGCGUGGGUCUCCGUGAUGAUGCAGUCGUAAUCUUUGGUAGUGGAUUUCCUAAAGAUCAAGAGUACACUCACAUCUGUCGGACUAUCAACAGAAUCAAGAUCUGUAUGGCAGCCGGUCGCACGGUCGUUUUGCUGAAUCUUGACAAAUUGUACGAAAGCCUUUAUGAUACUCUCAACCAGUACUAUGUUCGUCAUGGGGAUCUCAAGUUUGUUGACCUGGGAUUGGGCAAUCACAGGCUCAAGUGUCUAGUUCACCCCGAUUUUAGAUUGAUUCUUGUUGUUGAAAGAGAAUUUGUGUAUAACACUUUACCAAUACCAUUGAUCAACAGAAUGGAAAAACACUUUCUUGCAAUGAAAUCUGUUUUAUUUCCAUGGCAAGAAAAUAUAGUAGCGCGAUUGCAUACUUGGAUUAGGAAGUAUUUGCAAGUAGAUACCAACUGGCAUUCUAGCGACAGUGAAGAGAACAGAUGCUUAGAGUUCAAGGAAGAAGAUUCUUUCAUUGGUUACCAUACAGACGCCGUGGCUACCAUAAUACUUCAAACUACAAAAGAACUUUGUCAAAGAAGAGGAGUAGAUGUGAAUACCUUUAAGAGCGAGCAGUGGCAAGAAAGGGUCUUCGAUGAAUCUUGUAAAAAGUUUAUCAAAAACGCAACACCCGACUCGAUUGUUCGACUAUGGCACUCUGCGCUGUCACACGAAGCAGAAGAUAUUUGCGAUGUAUACUUUUAUGAGCAGCAGCACGCUAGCCUGGCGGAAUAUAUCGCAUUGGAGACCGUUGUGGAUCAGGGGAGCAACGUUUGUAAAGGACGUCUCAUUCAAGUCACCACUCAUGCGCAUUUGCUCUCUUCAGAAUACUUAACGAACAUGAAUGGUACCAAUAACACCGAAUCCGUAUUGCUGCAACAGUUCGACACCGAGCAACAGUUUUGCGACAGAAUUCGAUGUUUCUAUAAUAGUACCGGACGUCGUCCUCGUCUUCUAGUCGUACAGUCGGAAUCGGGCGAAGGAAACAACGAUAUGAUCGCCGCAGCUCGUUACUUGAUCGAGGAAAUUCGAGAUCAAUGUUUUGAGACAAGAAAUAGUGAUUCCGGUUCAAGACACGUAGUGCUUAUUGUGCAAGUGUCCCGCAUGACUUCUUCUAACUUUGUUGGAUUUCAAGGAGGUUCCUGGACUGAAACUCACCUCGAUGAACUCCGUCCGAGUAGCCACGGCAACGCCUUACCGGUAUGCAAACUGCUACAUCGUACAAUAAGUUCGUUACUGUCUGCGGCAAACGAUCUUCCAACAGGAGAUGAUGGUGAUACUAGACCGACAGCGAAUGCAGUAAAGUCGGCUCGUUCGGAGGAUGUCACAGUGGAUGGCAAUGCAUUGAUUCGAGCAUGCGUACAUGCAGCUGUUAGUCGUAUUGAUAAUGAACAACAAGCCAUUGGAGACGCUUACAGAAUAAUCGAUAUUCUAUUAAGACUGGUUCCUACCACAGACUCAUCAAAUUUGCUAGAAUCAAAGAGAUUUUCUACAGAACUCGUAAGGCAAAUAAAACAUUUUCUUGAAGAAAGAAAUAGUAGAAUGGAAGGCGGUGCUGCUCAUCACUUUCCUUUGUGGAUUAGAAGGGAAGCUAUGAGUUUUACCAACAUUCAAGCAGGAGGCACUUUCAAGCGAACCUUGUGGUUACGCAUUGUCAAUACAGUAACACCCAUUUUAGCCGAACUAAUAGCUAUUAUCGAUUGCAAUUCAAAUCUUGAUCUUCUGCAGAGAUGCUUUACGAAUGCUGGAGAUUGGAUAACCGAAUUGUGGCUUGAUAUCUUUUGUGGUUCUUAUUUCGAUCAGCUAAACUUGCAUUACGAUGAUCUGCUUUCGAACCCUUACAACGAGACGAGACACAGAGUAACUGCUCAGGCGACUGGUUUCCGAGGACAUCCGUUUAAAGCAAAGUUUCCCUUCUCUCAUUUGGUGAAGAGGCAGGUGGAUGAAAUGCUACACGACGCACGAAAUCAUGCAGAAUCGCGGCACGAACGACUUGACGUUGUUUUACAACGAUUGGUCGAUGCGAGCGAGAUUGGAAAAGUAAUAUACAAAUCUCUUGCUAAUAGUAGAGCAAACAAUUUUGAACUGAUGUAUCUGUACCUCGACGACUUCGUACAUAUGAUAUAUAAAGCUACUUCUCCAAAAGAAUACCCGCUGGUUAAAGUUGCAAUUUUGAGUGAGAUAAAUGAACUGGCCGCUGCACAGCCAAAUAUCGACGAAGCGCUAGGGAGAGUGUGCAAUGUCAAGCUCUCAAUUGCAGCAAUCCAUGCUGCCUUUGACGUUGCGCGACCAAAAAUCCACUUGUUUGGAGAUAUAGUUCGCCGUAGACCUCACAUACUGCGAAGAGCACUUGAAAAUGUUGGUGAAGUACGGCAAGAAAUGUUACUAGAUGCCGUGGCAGCUAAGGCUCUAAUAGACGAAAUGUCUCUUAAAAGGAAGUUUGCUGACGAUAAACAAAAAUUGAUGUGGCUGCAUGAAAUGCGAAGAGUGCAACUGCUGAUCGAAUCGUGGCUUUCCAUUUCGAAGGAAUGUGGCCAACACCAAAGAAGACGAAAUGCCCUCUACUUGAAAAUACGCCAUAAUUGGAGAACAUUGUUAGCGUUACGGCUAUUUACUGAACAUGUUGAAAUGGCGACAAAACAUCCAUUUCUUUUGUCAGCUAGUUUAAAAUUUUCUCAGCAUUUAGAAGAAGUUGAUGUAGACUUUACUCAAGCAGUUACCAUAAGUUGUGUACAACAGUUUCUCAACACAUAUGGAAAAGAGUUUUUGAAGCAACUUUUUGGACGAGAAGAUGUCACAUGCGGGAUUUGCCUAGAAACAUGGAUUGACAAAAAUCCGGUCUCACUAAACUGUGGACACAUUUAUUGUUUCCUGUGCAUAAACACAAGCAUUUCGCAACGUCGUUUGUGUCCUACAUGCAGAUCGAAAAUUUCGGAUACUUUUGUUUGUCAAUCCAGCGAUCGGCUUCGGGAAGCGAGUCAAUUUUAUACUGAAUAUAGACGUGUCAGCACUGCAUUCUUUAUGGAAUUAGUGUCUGUCCACAGUUUCAGUAGUGCGGCAUCUCGGCCACCAGAAGAAAGACUCGUACACAUGCUUAUGGAACUAGUCGUGCAAAGAAAGUUGCCACUGCUGGACUGUCUUAGUACUCGACCCUUCUCUCCGUUCGAAGUAGACACGAUUGAUCCAAGACCUGUUGUUCGCUCAUUUCUGUUGCAACUUCUGUUAAAGUACAGCGACAAGACUCUUGAUUAUAUCCAAACAGCAUUUGACGAAAUGGAACGACUGCUCCGACAUUCUGGAGUGAACCUUGAAGACAUCAAAAAUUUGGAGAUAAUUUUCGUUCACUGCAUGGAGGAUGCACUGAAGCAACGAGCGUGUUGCCAGUCAGAACUACCAUUUGAAUGCGUGGCGCUGUCUCAAUUCGAUAUUGGUCUACGUGCUAUGCAGGCGUCAUCAUCGACUGUAGUUCGUUUACAAGGGAUUGCUGCCCUUCGACUAAGCCUGUCGUUUACUGCAGACGCAAUUGUCAGUCUGCUUUCCGUUCGACAACGAAAUCAGUUAAUGACGAAAGAUCGAUCGGCGUCGUUAUCAAAGCUUUUGCAAAGAGCAGAAGAAGUCUGUACAAGCGUUAGAGACCCGCAGUUAAACCUCUUCCUGAUGAAGCUUUUAGUCCGAGAGCAUGGCAUGGAUAUUAUGCCAAGAAUACGUGGCGAUUGUAAAUUGCGUUGGAUAACUGCUUUCCAUCAGCAUGAGACGAAAGCUGCUGUGCCGGACUACUUCACAGUUCUUCAAGAGCCAUAUUUAACAUUUCGCAAUGCUGUAGCAAGAACUGUCAUGACCGGAGACACACGAUAUCUAAGCAAUCUGUUGAAGAAUCCUCCAGGAAACUGUCAAGCUAAUGCAACGACAGUGGCAACUGUUUUAGCACUUUUCGCAGAAGUAACUAAACAGUUUUCUUCGACAGAGUGUGAGCAGCACGUUUUGUUCCAGAGACUCGCUUCAUUGGAGAACAUUGUGAAACGAAAGGUAUCUUUGCCUAGCUGGUGCACAACUUUCGUCUCAGAUCUACUGUGCAACUACUCAAACCGUAGACCUCUAGCUCAGCUUCAAGUCUCAUCUGGCCAGAGUAUUCGAGAUCGUUCGCUGGCAGGCUUAGCAAUUCAUAUACUCAUUUCAGUGUCCGUGUCUGGUGAUUGCCGCCUUAUUCAUCCGCUACGCCAGAUACUGACUGAUCCGCAGAGUAUGAGUACUUCUUACUUUCCCAGCAUGCCAGAAGAUCCGUUCCAAGAAGCCAGAGAAAUGAAAAUGGGGACAAGGUGGUACGAGUGUUCUAAUGGGCAUCCGUAUUUAGUACUAAAUUGUGGUUUACCAAGAGCAACAUCUCGUUGUCCAGAUUGUGGUCAAGCAAUCGGUCAAAACAGUGGAAAUAGAGAUGCCACAAUCCGUCAAGUGGUCGAGACUGGUCACAUACUUGGAAUCGUCAACCGAACAUCUGACAAUCCUUCUUCACAGCGUGCUCUCUCACCGUCAAGCUGCUCCUUGUUACGUCUAAUCUUGAACGCACUUCUCAUGUGGUCAUCUUGUAGCGGUGCCCAGCGUAUCGCCAACGGUGUCAUUCGAUGUGUAUCUCCUGCUGUCAAUCAAUAUUAUCUUCCGCAAUUUUUCUGGUCUCACUUGCAACACGACAUAGUUGUAUUUGCCAAAGCAAUUGGCAGAAGUGUAGACGACGCCGUUGUUGUCUGUCACCGAUUCCUCAUGCAAUUUCUUGGCAGUCGAACACAGCAAAGCGAACACGCGAGUUCGACAGAUUGGACUACUAAAGACGGUAGAAAGGAAUGGGAAAUAGCGUUCAGUCGAAAGUUCUCUGUUCCGUUUUUCCAAACUGUACAGAAUGAAAUCAAUGGUUGGAUGGCGCUAACUUUGAAUGAUAGCCAAUCUGGUAACAAUCGUCUAAUGAGAGAGCUGUACGAACUAGAAAUGCCCAAGAGCUCCCGCUUCUCUCCUGGAUUAUGGCGUUAUCGAGUUUCUGUUAGUAUUGACCACCUCGUUCGCACUAUGGAACAAAAUUUAGAUUCUGGAGAUCCCCAUCAGUGCGUUUUGCUCAGAGAAUUUUUGAAUGAGGAAAAAAAAUUGCGCGCGUUGCAGUACCUUCCGGACAUCAUCAAGCUGCAACGUCUGUUGUUGUGCAGAUAUGACAAAAGGAUCUCACAAGAAGAAGCUCUCACAACUAGCGUAGAUGCUUUUCUUACGAAAGUGAAAGAUGUACGAGAACGAUGGGUAUUUGAAAAAUUGAUUGUCAGUUUCAGUAAGGCCUGGAACCUUGUCCAACAGUUUGUGAUUACUCAUGGUCGCUUGAGACCGAAAAACAAGGAACACGAGCUCGAGACCGUAACGGGCAGUACUUCGUUGGCUUUUCUCUUGCCACGACAUCGAGAUGAAGGAACUUGCGCUUUAUCUUUAGUCGAUUAUCUAGUCGAAUGCACGCAUAACGAGUUUCUUAGAACCUACAGCAGAAUUUCCGGCUGCGAACUAGAACAAGUUGGAAUUUCAAUAGAUGAAGUGACAACAGCUCAUUUAAUAGCGUAUGACGUCGAGAGAGACCUGAUGCCCUUAGUAUUUUCUCACUGUGACUACUCGUUGGCUGUUGGAGAAGGAGAAAAGAGCAGUUACAACUUUCAAGCUCUCGAAAGGCAAAUCGUCGACCGAUUUAUUGCAGGGAAACCACUCGUUGCCAUGAAGGCGUACAGUAUUAAUUUUGUCAAAGACGUGUUUACUAUUGACUUAUUCAAUCGCGUUAAGAGAAAGAUCGUCCAGGAAACGCUUCCUCCCUCUGUUCAACGUCAAAUUGUUUCUGAAACACGAAAAGAUGUUCAAAGUGUUCUUGCAGUCUUGGAUAUUGUCAUCAGAUUUACAGCAUCAUCGGGUGGUGCAGCCGACGAAUCGUUGCACACGUAUAUUCACACAACUCUACGAAUGUCUCUAGAUUCAGGUCUCGUUAGUGGUAAAGCUCGACAAAUAUGCCAAUUGAAGCACAUCUGCGAUCUGUGGCGACUGCUGAACGUCGAGAAAGCUAGACAACUUGCUUUGGCCGACCGAAAUCCUUUUGAUCGAGUUUCGGCAAAAUACAAAGAAAGGAUUCCUAAGAGGGACGGAAGUAAUCUCCUAAAAGCUCUAAGGAGGUUAAAUAUCGAAGCUAUGCUGUCAGUUUUGAUAGAAGUGAUUUUGCUACAGUUGGGGCAAUGGGAAGAAACACUCCAUAUAGAAGAAUACGGACUUGCAGAUGCAAUUUAUGAUCUGCAUGGAGUCACGACGAUUGCAGGACUGGAUGAAAUUCCGGCUCAAGUGCAACUGAGGCACAUUGUUGAUUGCUGGACUAUGACAGUCAAGUUGCAGGCAAAUAUGACGAAACUGUAAUGAGUUACGUAUACGUAUGUGAUUUUAACUGUCACAUACAAAUGAGAAUGUGUUUUUAGUUUGGCGUGUCUGCUUGAUAUUGUUAUAUGGACUUGUUUAGCAGCGACUUUUUGUGUUAUUCAUUGUUUAAAGGUUUGUAUCUCAAGACAGAAUAGGGUUCCUGUAUGAUUGUAGCAUUAUAUGAUCAGAACAAGAUUCUAGGUAUCGAAA
Messenger RNA from Corticium candelabrum, 10417 nucleotides. RefSeq names its product E3 ubiquitin-protein ligase rnf213-alpha-like. NCBI's taxonomy places the organism in Eukaryota, Metazoa, Porifera, Homoscleromorpha, Homosclerophorida, Plakinidae. The record is from RefSeq and is a predicted model, not a curated record. Gene Ontology annotation, molecular function: ATP hydrolysis activity; ubiquitin-protein transferase activity; ATP binding. Bases 32 to 10207 code for a protein of 3391 amino acids. The transcript has 28 exons.